This is a messenger RNA of Paraglomus brasilianum, 1443 nucleotides long. Lineage: Eukaryota; Fungi; Glomeromycota; Glomeromycetes; Paraglomerales; Paraglomeraceae. The record is from the annotation of a GenBank genome assembly.
CAAUUACGCAAACCGUGGCAGUCGAAACUGAUGACGGUUAUUACCUUUCACAAGCUGAGGAAUGCUCGUAGCAAAGUGUCAACUGAGGAGCACAUAAAAUUGAGCAUAGAGCAGGUUUCGCUUCAACAAAGUUCUCGAGAAAGUUCCCUGACGCAGGCAGGGACAGAAAUGAGAAAACAGGCUAUUGCAGCGUUCAUGCCAAAAGGAUAUCCCGACUCUGUUGCAGAAAACUAUUGGGGUUUCACUAAAUGGCAGUUUAUACAUGUUGUCGCUGGUUCGAUAACCGGAGUUUUAUCUACGCAAUCGCUUCUUUAUGCUUUGGGGCUGGGAGCCAAUUCGAUUCCUCUUGCGGCAGCCUUGAAUUGGGUGAUUAAAGAUGGAUUGGGUCAUCUUGGGGGUGUGUUUUAUGCCGCAUUCGUCAGUGACCGCUUUGAUUCCGAGCCGAAACGACAUCGUCUUCGUUCCGUUCUUGCAAUGCAGGCGGCAUCUUUGCUAGAAUUGGUAACUCCCUUGUGGCCAAAUAUGUUCUUGUUAAUUGCGUCUCUUUCAAAUGUUGGCAAGAAUGUGGCAUGGUUGGCGGGUUCCGCAACUAGGGCGCAAAUGACUAAGACGUUUGCGUUGAGGGACAAUAUGGGCGAUAUUACUGCAAAAUCUGGGUCUCAAGGAACUGUGGCCGGUCUUAUAGGAACUGGUCUAGGCAUAGCAAUCAGCGCUGUAAUCACUUCGGCGUAUGCCAAUUACUCGUUGCUCUCACCAGCAGAACAGCUUGUGCCAAUGCUCAUUGCAUUCAUGCCUUUCUCUUUUCUUAAUAUUUAUGCAAGUUAUUACUCCAACCUUUACGUUACGACUCCAACGCUAAACAUCCCCCGGGCAGAAUUGAUCAUUCAUACCGUUCUUCACAAUCUUACUGUGUCCGAAAAACUGCUAAACGUAAAAGGAGCUUCCCCGGAUAACCAAGUCCCUACACCUAAGAAAAUAUCUCAAAAAGAAAGCUUUGUUGGAAAAUAUAUCUCGCCAUUUGAUAUUCCCCUUUUGGUCGAACCAUCAAUACAUCAUUACACUUCCCCGAUGUAUGCUGAUGAAUUGCACAACGCUUUGGAUCAGACACAGUUCAUUCACAAGGAAGAAUAUUUCAUUCUGCCACAUACCGGACACAGCAAACUCCGCAAAGCGCACGUUGUAUUAUGGUUCACAGAUAAUGCUAGCACACGUGAUUUUAUUAAAGGGUUCUAUCAUGCGUGUGUAUUAAGAUAUUGUUUGGGUGAAAGUAAGCUUAUACCAGAAAUGAAUGACAGGCGACUUCAUAAUUUAAUAACCAAUACGCACGAUUGGGUAAACGUAACUUUUGAUAGUUUCUUUGGCGAACUAGAUAGGCAAGGCUGGGACACAGAAUGUAUAUUCUUCGUUGAGAGAGAUGGCAAUAGGUUGAUCGUUGAGACAUAG